Messenger RNA from Vitrella brassicaformis, 710 nucleotides. The record is from the annotation of a GenBank genome assembly. Lineage: Eukaryota; Vitrellaceae.
GGGAGGCCAACCCAUUCGGCGACCACUACUUUCUAGGCCACAGGAGCGGCCAGCUAAGUAUGAGACACAACAGCAUGCGCAACCUUUUCUGCCGCAUCCUGGCUGAGGCGGAUGUCGCUGCACACAUGGAGGUCUACCUCCAGAAUCUCGACGUCACCCCACCAGACAACGACCCCAACAGCCAGCGUAUAGACAUCUACUGGGUAGUCGAAGGCCAGGGAUCCGUUCUGGACUUCACCAUCACCCACCCCUGCCCACCGGACGCCUCCCCCAUCCGCUCUCACAGAGACGUGAACCGGCGCAAUGCUCAGCUUUCGGGUGGGAAGGCAGCCGCCCUUGCCGAGAAAGCCAAGACCGACAAGUACGGCCCCACUGUCCAAGCCAGAGGCUUCCGUUCUGUCGUCCUUGCCGCAGAUACAUUCAGCCGCUGGGCGCCCGCGGUGCUUGCCUUCCUCAAGACGCUCGCCAACAGGAGACCACGCACUUCGGCCAUCCCAGCAUCCGAAGAUGUAUCCUUCCGAGAUAGGGUCAUCAAUCAUUGGAGCCAGCUCCUGUCCAUGGAGCUGAUGAAGUACAGUGCAUUCCGGGUGGCCAACCGCGCGCAAAGGGCCGCAGCCGCGAGGGGACCUGCAAGGGCCAGUGCCUUUGCGGAGGACUUCAUCAGCCGAGGCCCUUACAGGCCUCACACGAGGCCCCUCUUUCGUGCAUGA